Messenger RNA from Penicillium malachiteum, 672 nucleotides. RefSeq names its product Zn(II)2Cys6 transcription factor domain-containing protein. Gene Ontology annotation, biological process: regulation of DNA-templated transcription. NCBI's taxonomy places the organism in Eukaryota, Fungi, Ascomycota, Eurotiomycetes, Eurotiales, Aspergillaceae. The coding region runs from base 1 to 672 and encodes 223 amino acids. The transcript has a single exon. Gene Ontology annotation, molecular function: DNA-binding transcription factor activity, RNA polymerase II-specific; zinc ion binding. The record is from RefSeq and is a predicted model, not a curated record.
AUGCUCAAGGCGGCAGUGAAGCGCUCUGCCUGCGACCAGUGCAGAGCGAAGCGGGUACGGUGCCUCCGCGCCGAAAACAGCACAGCGCCGUGCGCCCGCUGCGACCACAUCGGCGCGCGGUGCGUGACAGGCGCCCCGGGCUACCCCGGAAGACCGCCCAAACAGCGGACCGUCGAUGGCCGCCCCGCCGCGGCGAACCCUGCCGGUGUCUCCUCUACCGGCGGUGCGGGGCGGCGGCAUCGCACGUCGACAUCUUUGCGAGAGGUGAACCAUGUCGAGAUCCAUGCCCCUGCCAUGGCAGGUGAGCCCGCACCGGCCGCCGGCGCGCCUACAAAAGCGCCGCGGUACAGGGCAGACAUGCGCACGUCCUGGGACAGGUGGCUCGACGGCAUCGCAGCGUCGGACCUUGCGGGUUCCAAGCCCGUCCAGUCGAAUCCGCCGGGAAACCUAUUAGCUCAUGACGGACCACAGCCAGAUUUCUGGGGAGCGUCAGGCGACAGCGCCGCCUUCUUCGGUUCUCCUUCGAUUGAGCAAAGCUUUGCUGCGCCGGGCAAGGAUAUCCUCGCCCUGGUGGAUGUGGAUCAACUCAGCGGUCUAUCACAGCUCCGGGGGCUAUUCAGUGCAGAUGACGAGAUCGACGCGAUGCUCGACAUGGGCCGGGACUCUCAGUAG